CCGAUCUCUGUUAGCGCCCCUACAGUUCUACUCCUAAACCAUCUACGGAAUAUUGGGCAGUGAUCAACCAUCCUCUGAUCUCUGUGGUUCAAAGGAUACCAGAAAUAUCAGGAUGAAGAUUGUUGUAUUUUUACUGGCUUGUUCCAUUCUGGUCUGUUCUGUCUACUCCGUUGACAUGAGCGAUGAAGAGUACUUGGAUCCUGAUUACGAUUAUUCUGGACCAGUGGACAAGAGAACUAGGAAAUCUGUUGUAGAGCAACUGUCCUCUCUACUAAAGAAUAUGAAAACUGGAGAGUUUAAGGUUGACAAAAGGAAUAAGCAGGGCAUCCUUAGUUAUUUAUAUGAUAUGGCAAGGAAAGAAAAGAGGGUGGCAGGAGGAAUCCCCAGGCUCAGUACUUACCAGUAUCUCAGGGCGUUGGAGGAAGCUGCUGGUAGGGAGAACAGGAUUAACGAUUUGUCCUCUGGUUAUGAGAAAAGAGACAGAAUGCGGGGAGGAGCCUGGAAUUCUGGGAAAUAAAUGCAGACAAAUCGUUGGAGGAGGUGUACACUGUACAAUCAACCUUUAUGCAUCUACAAUUCUACAAUUCUCAUAUCAUUUAUCCUAUUCUCUAUAAACCAACAUGAUCUUAGCUUGUACCAGUCUAAGUUCAAGCUUCUUGCUUUGAAAUUGAAAUCUUACAUUUGCAUUGAGUUCAGUUUAAAUAAAGGCUUUCAAACUUA
Molecule: messenger RNA, 720 nt
Organism: Eurytemora carolleeae
Lineage: Eukaryota; Metazoa; Arthropoda; Copepoda; Calanoida; Temoridae
Exons: 9
Coding region: 113-517 (134 amino acids)
Source: RefSeq, a predicted model, not a curated record